GACAUUAGUAUGUGAAAAUCAACAAAUGGUAUUGGAUUGCGGAGGAGAUCGAUGGAUUUCAGUUCUCUAUGCUGCGUAUGGCCGAAAAGAUUUAAAAACCUGUCCAAGGAAGAAUUCUAGUCAUUGGAACAUUUAUUGUUCUACCAAAAAAGGAAAUUCUGUGGCAAGAAAUUUAUGCAACGGGAAACAUAAAUGCUACCUUCAGGCCAGUAACUCGGUAUUUGGAGACCCCUGUCAAGGAACCUUCAAAUACCUUAAAGUGAUGUAUUAUUGCCAUAAGCAUCGCAUUUAUGGAAGAGAUCUGAGUGAAGAAGACAAAAGAGAGACUGAAGACAUGAUGAAGAAAGAUGAGGAGUAACUAAGUAACUCAAGUCUGAAAUUGUGUUCUUAGUGCAUUUUUAA
Saccostrea cuccullata (small rock oyster) is the source of this 402-nucleotide messenger RNA. Its product is annotated as L-rhamnose-binding lectin ELEL-1-like. The transcript has 2 exons. NCBI's taxonomy places the organism in Eukaryota, Metazoa, Mollusca, Bivalvia, Ostreida, Ostreidae. The coding region runs from base 26 to 358 and encodes 110 amino acids. Gene Ontology annotation, molecular function: carbohydrate binding. The record is from RefSeq and is a predicted model, not a curated record.